AUGUCAUUCACCAAUAGAUCGCCUAAAAAAGUAAAAAGAUCAGAACAACCAAAAGUAGUUGUAUGGAAAGCUAAUGCUAUACAAGAUUCUGAUUUACAGCAAUAUCCAAUGGACCCAGAAGGCUAUAUAUAUUCUCAUAUAGUUAUAUAUCAACAAGGUAUUGUAAAACCUCCUACUUUCAGAUUAAAUACUGAUAAUGGGACAGAGUUUAAAAAUUAUUUAGUACAAGAUUUUUUUAUAAAUGAUGUUGGCAUAUUAAUGAAGUUGGGAUUUCCUGGAAAACAUCAACAACAGUGUUUUGCUGAAAAAGCCAAUCAAGCUCUUAUGGAACCUCUUACAGAACGAAUGACUGCACAGGAAAUGAAAACAGGAAUAAUUUCUGUAAAAUGGUCCGAAGAUUAUCCAAUUGUGCUAGAGGCCCUUAGAAAGAAAUGGAAAUGUGAUCCUCUUCCUAUUCCAGAAGGACUUCCUAAAAUAUCAGAAAAAGACGAAUUAUUGCUGGAGGGUACUCGAGUUCAAGUUAUGCUAUUUGUGCCUAUGUCUGUUCUUGGUCAAAAACUACAUGGCAAAUUCCGUACAGGAGACAUUAGAUGGGAUCCAAAAAUUCGAAUUAUUAAGAAACUUAUGCUUACUCCUGGGCAGCCCCCUACAUACCUUGUAGAUGGUCCUCAGGGCAAGUUAGGCAUAUCUUGUUGUACUUAUAUUAGAAAACAACUCCAAGUGGUUCUGGAUAAUGAAAACCCUCCUCCAGAUUCA
Messenger RNA from Entrophospora candida, 756 nucleotides. Lineage: Eukaryota; Fungi; Glomeromycota; Glomeromycetes; Entrophosporales; Entrophosporaceae. The record is from the annotation of a GenBank genome assembly.